AUGUUGGAUUGCCCAACACAUUUCUAUAUACUCUGUCUAUUUAUAUCUAUCUAUCUAUCUAUCUAUCUAUCUAUCUAUCUAUCUAUCUAUCUUUAUAUAUAUAUAGUUACCAAGUCAAAUGAACAUUUAAUUUUCUAUCUAUCUACUUAUCUAUCUAUCUAUCUAUCUAUCUACUUAUCUAUCUAUCUAUCUAUCUACUUAUCUAUCUAUCUAUCUAUCUACUUAUCUAUCUAUCUAUCUAUCUACUUAUCUAUCUAUCUAUCUAUCUACUUAUCUAUCUAUCUAUCUAUCUACUUAUCUAUCUAUCUACUUCUAUCUAUCUAUCUACUUAUCUAUCUAUCUAUCUACUUUAUCUAUCUAUCUAUCUACUUAUCUAUCUAUCUAUCUACUUAUCUAUCUAUCUAUCUACUUAUCUAUCUAUCUAUCUAUCUAUCUACUUAUCUAUAUUUUUAUAUAUAUAUAUAUAUAUAUAUAUCCAUUGCACCUUGUAUAGCUCCUGAAUUUGUAAUAUUUAUUUUUAUUUUACUUUAUUUGCUUUCAUUUCUCCUCUUUUCUGUUCUCUCAUUCCUGACUUUUUCUUUUCUCAUUUUUAAUUUUCUUUUUACUCCUUUGUUUUUUUUCUCUUUUUCUUUUCUUUUUCUUCCGUCUUUUUUUCUCUUUUUCUUUUCUUUUUCUUCCGUCUUUUUUGCUAUUUUUCUUUUCUUUUUCUUCCGUCUUUUUUGCUAUUUUUCUUUUCUUUUUAAUCUUUUCUCAUCUUCCUUUGCUUUUUACUUUUCUGUUUCCUUUUUUUUUUUUUUUUUUUUAGACGAUACAUCGUUGACCAUUAUUAUCUUUUGA
Acanthosepion pharaonis is the source of this 837-nucleotide messenger RNA. The record is from the annotation of a GenBank genome assembly. Lineage: Eukaryota; Metazoa; Mollusca; Cephalopoda; Sepiida; Sepiidae.